AUGGUAUUUUAUGUACUGUUUUCAGAGUGGAAGACUUAUGUUUGCACUGGAAAAUUAGGGGAAACAACUUAUCUUGAGAGAUAUGUAGCUCUUUUCAAUGGCUUAUCACGUUGGGUACAAGCAAUGGUUUUGAACUGUGUUACACCCCAGGAGAGAGCUUCCUGUAUCGAAAAGUUUCAGCAAACAGCCAAACAUUUGAAGGAACUCCAGAAUUUUAAUGGUUUAAUGGCAGUGGCUGGAGGACUGACAAACUCAGUGUUGUCACGCUUACGACAAACUCAGGAGCUACUCUCAGAAGAUUGUCGCGAGGUACUAAUUCUUCCACCCAGACCCAUUAACCGAUUAAUGCACACGCUCACACUUGAGAAAAAUAGCGUGCAAAUUUGGUUGCAAUUGGAUGUUUUUUUCUUGGUGUUUCCCAAAAUGCAAUGUAAAAAACAUCUUGAAUUAUUUAAUACUAAUACUUCUACAGGCAUUCAGUUAAAAGAUCUUAUUGCCUUGCACACUGCACUCCCUGACACCGUGGAUGGACAUCUCCUUAAUGUACAGAAGAUGAUUCGUUUAUCAAAUAUCAUGUCACGACUACUGCAGGUGCAAACCUCACUUCCAGCUUUGCAGCCAAAUUUGGAACUCAUCAAAAUGUUACGGGUCUCACUACAACCCAGACUCACAGACGAAGAGCUGUAUGAAUUAUCUCUUGCAAGGGAACCAAGAAUGCACAGUCAUUCUGUAAGAAAACUAGUGAUGCAAUAUUCAUUCCAUUACAUCUUGAAGUUUUAUGAUGAUUAUUUUGGUAUUUACGCUGUGUUCAAAGUUUAUGACACAAACAAAGAUGGUUCAAUAUCAACAGAAGAGUUUGAUGCAAUUGCUACUAAUUUUCCAUUUAUUGAUUCAUUUGGAGUUCUCGAUGUUAACCGUGAUGGAGUUAUCAGUCGUGAAGAGAUGAAGAAUUACUUUAUGAAAGCGCACUGUCACGAGUUGAGUAAAGGCUUUUCGCACACCUUUCAAGAAACAACGUACUUCACACCAACCUUUUGUGACCAUUGUGCAGGCAUGGUAAGGAACGCAUUUAUAAUUAAACUGUACAGAGCAUAUUCACUCACGUGUCCAGCAGCCAUGCAAAUUUAUUGGAACGAACGAAAGUCUUUACAUGUACAUAAGAAAAGAGUUGAAAUUCCACAGGCAAAUGAAGCAAUCCUGGCGGAGAAUGUUCGUCUUCACAGGGACUUACAAGACGCCACACACAAGUUAGGCUUGUUGCAAAAUCAUCUGAAUUCUCUGAGACAAAACACUGUUACUUUUAUCUUGGAGCAGAUGGACGCUUUACAGAUGCAGAAGGAUACGGAGGUAUAGGACGUGCUGGAAAAGGGAAAAUCCUUGUUUUAAACGUCCUGCGACGUAUUCGGAAAUAAUCUUUUGUACUGUAGUAUUGUAAAUCACCAGAAAACGUGUGAUGUUUUCAUUUACAAACAUUACUAAACAUUUCACAAAUUCAAGCUAAAAUGUAACAUGGGCAAGACAUCUCACUGUAAUUUUCUACUUAUUAUUUUAACUAGGACAGUUAUCAUGAUGUCUUCUCAACAAUAGUUCA
Messenger RNA from Orbicella faveolata, 1591 nucleotides. Its product is annotated as ras guanyl-releasing protein 3-like. Gene Ontology annotation, cellular component: plasma membrane. Gene Ontology annotation, biological process: Ras protein signal transduction. Gene Ontology annotation, molecular function: calcium ion binding; guanyl-nucleotide exchange factor activity. The record is from RefSeq and is a predicted model, not a curated record. Lineage: Eukaryota; Metazoa; Cnidaria; Anthozoa; Scleractinia; Merulinidae.